Hordeum vulgare subsp. vulgare (domesticated barley) is the source of this 656-nucleotide messenger RNA. RefSeq names its product protein TIFY 11e-like. Gene Ontology annotation, cellular component: nucleus. The transcript has a single exon. The record is from RefSeq and is a predicted model, not a curated record. Lineage: Eukaryota; Viridiplantae; Streptophyta; Magnoliopsida; Poales; Poaceae. Gene Ontology annotation, biological process: response to wounding; regulation of defense response; regulation of jasmonic acid mediated signaling pathway. The coding region runs from base 115 to 555 and encodes 146 amino acids.
CCACCUAAUACAUCAAUUUCCUUCAAUCAACACCAGAUCAAGCAGAGGCAUUGCGAGCUCGCGAGGCUUCGAGACCGUACAGCGGUGACCGAUCGAUCGAUAGAGCGGCAAGGAAUGGCGGCGACAGGGAGCGCUCAGAGCCGACGGUUCGCCGCAGCGUGCGGCGUUCUCAGCCGCUGCAUCAAGUCGGCGGAGGCGCGGCCGGCGGCCACGGUGGUCCUCCCCCUCAUGCCCGGAGCGGAAGUGCCCGCGCAAGACGCGCACGCGGCGGGUCCUGCGCCGGCGAACGCGCAGAUGACCAUCUUCUACGGCGGAAAGGUGCUGGUGCUCGACGAGGUGCCAGCCGACAGGGCGGCCGAGCUGCUCCGUGUCGCUGCUGCCUCAGGCAGAGCGCGAGGAAGCUGCGAGGCGGCGGAUGGCGACCUUCCCAUGGCGAGGAAGGCGUCGCUCCAGCGGUUCAUGGAGAAGCGCAAGGGGAGGCUCGCCGCGCGCGCCGUCCCCUACAGCCGGCCCGACGGCGAUGCGUCCUGUUACCGUCUCACACUUACGCUCUGAUUCGUGUUCAUGUGUACUCUAGAGUAGCUUGGGACCUUAGUAAUUUACGGUCGAUGUGUGUCUUUGCUCUGAAUUAGUGAUCAAAUUGUUGCUCUUAAUUA